AUGGAAACCCUGCGCCUGGCUCGCGACAAUGUGUUUACUUCCGCUUUCGGUGUUUUCUCGUAUGCGCGUGAUGCAGCCGUGCGUCAUGGACAGCAAGUACAAUGCAAGGGAAGUGGGUUGACCGGGAAAAAUGUGGGAGACGGGGAAUUUCGCCCGGACACGGCGAAAGAUGCCCUGGAAACGGGCUUUUUGAGUGUAUAUGAGGUGAAGAGCUCUCGGAGUGCUCUCGGCAAGCUGGCUAUACUCUCAGCAAUGAGCUCUCAGAGGCCAGACGACCAGAAUUAUGAGGACGUUCCUCCGUCAUACGACGACGCUGUCAGAGACCUACCACCAGAAUACGCUACGCUUUCGCCAUUUGCCCGGCGAAAGGAUUUUGUUCACGAUUCUGCGCCACCCAAAUAUACCCAAGAUACCAAUUCCAAAUCUUCGCCCGGUGCCGUCGAUUUCGAUAGCUCUUUCGGAAUUCGAGAACGCAAGGGCGCGAAAAAGAAGAAAAAGCCGGCGGCGGCGCCCCAACGACAGGCUACACCACCGAACGACGACAGCGACAAAAAGGAUAAGGGCGCGGAUGAUCCAGGUAACGGCGGAGAUCCUCCGGCCGAUGGUGGUGAUGCCGGCGACGGGAACGGCGAUGGCGGAGACGGCGGUGGUGGCGGUGGUGACGAAGGUGGAGACGGCGGAGAGGACGACUGUGAUGCUUGGAACACGAGCAGCAGCAAGAAGAAGAACAAAAAGAAAAAGAAGGAAGAGGAAGAAGAGGAACUAAAGCGGAAAGAGGAGGAAGAACAAGCGGCCAAAGAGGAAGAAGAGCGGAAAGCCAAGGAGGAGGAAGAACGAAAAGCAGCAGAGGCGGCGGCGGCGGCGGACAACAACAAUCUGAGCUGGGCAGAUGAUCCCGACGGUCAUGGCGAUGACUCGUGGGCUGGAUUUGCCACGGCGGGGAAGAAGAAGAAGAAGGGCAAGGCGGAUUUGUUGGGGGCUGACCCCCCCUCAAAUUCAUUCCAGGACAUCAGCUUAGGUGACGGAGCACCGCAACUAGACUUGAGCCUCGACCCUCCGGGUGGGAAGUCUGCCGGGACCGAUUUUAAUUUUGGCACUGGCUGGGGCAAAGGCUGGGGAAGCGGGAGCAAAUGGGGAUUGGAUGCCUUGGGAGACAUGAACGGUGUCAAAGAUGACAAAGGGAAGGACAACAAUCCCUGGUCGCUCGGUUCUAAGGAUCCUUUGAAAGGCUCAGUUGGUUUCGAUUUCGGCGGUUUCAGUGACCCCCCACCGGCCGAACAAAGCGCUCCUGCGGAGGAGCCAAAACCCGAAGAUGAUGACUGGGGAGGCUUUACUGUCAGUAGCAAGAAAGACAAGAAGAAGAAGAAAAAGGGCCUUGUGGAAGAAGAACCCCCCAAGGAACCUGAGCCUGAGCCAACUCCACCCCCAGAGCCUGAACCCGCACCCGAACCGGAACCAGCUCCGGCAGCAGACAUGGCAGGACUCUCCAAGAAGGAGAAGCGCAAAGCAAAGAAGGGGAAAGCUGCAGAUGAACCACCGGCGCCUGAGCCAGUUGCUGAGGAGCCUAAGAAUGACGACAUUUGGGCAGAGAUCGACGGUAAGAAGGACCCAGAACCGGAGGUUGCGGAUGACAACGACUGGGGCUGGGGCCUAUCAACCAAAAAGAAGGACAAGAAGAAGAAAAACGCGGUUCUCGAGGAACCGGUGAUAGAGGAGCCUCCGCCAGCCCCGGAAUCGCCACCGGAGCCCGCCGCGGAAGAGAAGAAGGAAGAAGAUGAUUGGGCCGGAUGGGGGGUUCCAGCUAAGAAGGAUAAGAAGAAGAAGAAAGGCAAGCUGAUCGAGCCAGAACCUGAGCCAGAACCUGAGCCAGAACCUGAGCCUGUGCCUGAGCCCGAACCCGAACCUGUUGUGGAACCGGAACCUGAACCAGAGCCAGAGCCAGAGCCAGAGGUCCCUGCACUACCCGAUGACCCUCUCUACAACAAUUGGGAAAACCUGUCUUCCAAGGACCGAAAAAAGCGAGAAAAGUCGCUGAAAAAGAAAGGCCUUCCCGUCCCAGGUAUAGACAUUAUAAUUCCUCCGCCGCCACCUCCAAAGCCCGUUGAACCCGAGGAGCCCAUAAAGGAGGAACCUGUCGCAGAGCCAGAGCCUGUUGUGGAGCCUGAACCCGAGCCGGAGCCAGAACCAAUUCCCGAGGUGGUCCCUGAGCCGAUUAUAGAACCAGAGUCGGUCGUCGAAGAGGACAGCUGGGGAAUCUGGGGCUCUUCGAAGGACAAGAAGAAGGCGAAGAAGAGCAAGAUCGCCGAGGAACCCCCGCCACCGGCACCAACUCCACCUUCCCUUGGAUUGGAUCACGAUAUCAACGCAUUCGCUAUCGAAGAUGUACCCGAGGAACCCAUGCUGGAUGACCCUCCUCCCAAAUCUUCGAAAAAGAAGGGAUUAGCUGCAGAAGAGCCUCCCGCUAAGGCCACUAAGGGAGGAGGAUUCUGGUCCGCCUUUGGAGCCGCAACUCUGGGCAAACCCAAGGCCACGAAGAAGAAAUCCGAGGAAAAGCCCAAGGUGAUCGAGGAGCCGAAGGAGCCCGAGCCUUCUCCGGACGACGCUGAUUUGCUCAUCGAUGUCGGUGACGAGCCUAAGGAACCCGACGCGCCUGCCGCGCCUGACCCGCCUAUAGUAGAAGAGCCGGCAGCCGCGCCGCCAGCGAAGACACCUGUUGUCAGCUCCAAGUCCAAGUCAUCAGCCAAGCUGUCCGUUGCUGAGCGCAUUAAAGCCCUUGAGCAGACCAAGAAAGAUAAACUCAAAGACAAGGCUGCCGGGAAAUCUAAGACGAAAGAAGCCAUCCCGCCCCCAGAGGAUCCUCCCGAACCGCCUCAGCCGGACCCGGAGCCAGAACCGGAGCCAGUAGAGGAACAGAAGGUUGCACGAGACUCGGUCCCGGGAAGUUUCCCUGACGCUUUUGACGACGACUUCGAAGACCCACCGCCCCCUGCGCCGGAGCCUGAGCCCGAACCGGAGCCCAAGCAGGAACCCCCACCGCCAGUUGAGCCUGAGCCGGUGCUCUCGUCGAAGAAGACCAAGAAGAAGGACAAAAAGAAAGGAAAGGUUGUCGAACCUGAGCCGGAGCCUGAGCCUGAACCAGUCCCUGAGCCGGCUCCAGAGCCCCCACAGGAACCAGAACCAGCGCCCGAGUCGGAGCCAGAACCCGCUCCCGCCCCGGUUUCUAAGGCGGAUAAGAAGAAAAAGAAGAAGGGCAAGCUCGUUGAGCCUGAGCCCGAACCUGCACCGGCGCCAGACCCUGAGCCUGAGCCCGAGCCUGCUCCUGCAGAUGAGCCCCAACCGGAAGCGGAGCCGGAGCCAGUUCCAGAGCCCGAAAAGCCCAAGAAAAAGAGCAAGAAAAGCUCAACCUCGAAAGGCGUCAUGUCCUCUGCAGAUACUCCACCUCCAGAUGUGACCGCGGCUGACGCGCCACCGGAGAAUGAUGCCGGUGGCCCCCCGACACCGCCGCCCGAGCCUGCUGCGCCUGAAAGAUCGGCCAAGAAGGAGCGUGCCCAUAUCGACCGAACGGCAGGUGCCGCUUCCUGGGCAUUCUGGGGCGCUGGAGCUCCUCCACCUAAGAAAUCAGGUCAUCGGGAAUCCAGGCACCGACGGGAACAGUCCCCCGGGGCUGCGAGGGCCAAGUCCUCGAGACACGGCCGACCUCGUGAGCAGGAGAACGAGAUGGAGAAGUCAUCGACAUCUGAAAAGGACAAGCGCAGAGAAGCCAAACUCAAUCGAGGAACAGCCUUCUCAAAAUUUAUCCUUGGAGGGCCUCCUCCACCUUCCCGCACCAAGUCGAGCCGUCGGAAUGGUCAUUCAGCCUCAAAGCCCACCUCUAGACGACCAUCAGUCGAUAUGAACGAUGCUGGAAUCCCGUCGCCCCCGCCAGACGACGGACAGGAGAUACCUGAUAAAGCGGCGCGAAUGAUGGGAGCAUCCGGAACAAAGCGAGAAAGGCCGCGUGGGACGCGGACGAAAUCAGGUGGUGUUCGGGACCCGUACGCUUUGGACGACGAAGACAUGGUCAUGGUGGAUCGAGAAGAUGUCGAGGGGUAUCCGCCAAAGACACGCUCCCGCGAGUCUAGGCAUUCGGAGAAGAGGUCAAGAAGACAGUCGCGCUCGAGGCCCGAGGAGCUUCAGGAAGAUGCUGUUAUGGUUGAUGCCGAGCAGGCGCAGCAGGGACCGGACGUCUUUUCUGGGCCGGAUGACAUCGCGUUUGUCGAAGCCCCACCAAAGGAGCCACAACGUCUCAAACGCUCAAACACCGCCUCGAAGAAACCUGAAACGGGCGGAUUGAUGGGGCUCAUCGGUUCGUUGCGGAGGACUGCGCGUGCGGAGCCGCCGGAACGUCACAAGUCUCGCUCUCGCCGUGACGAGGAUGCGAAGUACACGACGGAUCCCGAACGGGACGAGGCUCGCCGUCAGCGCCGUGAAGAACGAAGGAAACGCUCGGCUCGCCCGGAAAAUGAGGGUGACGGCUUCAUGACCGACGCGCCCCCAGCUGAGGAAGUGCCAGAAGCGCCAGUAGACGAUGUGGAAGCUAGGAGAGCUGAGCGAAGAGCUCGACGUGCCGCGAAACAGGCCUCUUUGGACCAAGCCCGCGAGAGUGAAAUGCGCGAGGCCGAGGAGAGGCGCGCCAGACGAAAGGAGCGAGAGAUGGCUCGGGAGCGAGAGAUGCACGAUCGACAGCUUCGCGAAGAGGAAGAGCGGGAGCAGAGACGUCAAGAAGAGAAGAGAGCACGUCGGGCUGCUCGUGAAGAGCGCCGAGCUCGUGAAGAGCAAGAGGCCCGCGAGGCGGAAGCCCGAGCUGAAGCGAAAGCUGCGGAACGCCGUGAGAGGCGUCGACAGAGAGAUGCAGAAAUGCAGGAGAACUCCAGGUCGCGGCGUCACUCGCGCGUGGAUGACCACGUUGCUCGGGAUUUCUACUACACCGAGGAUCCUCACGCAGACCCGGCUCGUCGUUACCGGCCGGGAGAGGACCCGGAGAGAUCGAAUCGGCGAAGAUCCAGGGCCCCGGAAAUGCCCCGGGAACAACCGCCGCCGAUGAUGUCUGGCGGACGCAGAGAUAAGAUCUUUUCUUGGGUCGAUCAACAAAACAUCAACCCUCCGGAGCCGCCGCCCCUUGUGGCUACUGUACUGGACAUGCCACCUGGACCGGAAGAGCAGGUCAAUGCGCACUCGAUGUCCUCGGACGAGGAAGCUCGUCGCGACCUCCGCCGCAGAGCCCGCAGACGGGCACGGUAUCCGGGACUGACAGACGAGGAAAUCAACGACCUGCGCGAGAAGAAACGCGAAGCACGCCGAUCCGACCGGGAUGGCCAGAAGAGCAGCUCUGGCAGUGGCGACUACGAGCGAGAUCGGGGCAUGAGACACGACCGCUAUGCUGCGCCGCCACCGCCUGCGUCCGGUGGGAAAAUGCCCAACUGGUUCAAGAAACUCACCAGUCUGUGA
Molecule: messenger RNA, 5487 nt
Organism: Aspergillus steynii IBT 23096
Lineage: Eukaryota; Fungi; Ascomycota; Eurotiomycetes; Eurotiales; Aspergillaceae
Exons: 5
Coding region: 1-5487 (1828 amino acids)
Source: RefSeq, a predicted model, not a curated record